Molecule: messenger RNA, 1374 nt
Organism: Penicillium canariense
Lineage: Eukaryota; Fungi; Ascomycota; Eurotiomycetes; Eurotiales; Aspergillaceae
Product: co-chaperone SGT1
Exons: 2
Coding region: 1-1374 (457 amino acids)
Biological process (GO): protein stabilization
Molecular function (GO): protein-folding chaperone binding
Source: RefSeq, a predicted model, not a curated record
AUGAACGCCGCCUCGGAGGGUGACAAGGCCCUCGCCGCAUCCAACGCGCCUCUUGCCAUCCAACACUAUACCCGUGCCUUGGUCGAGCUACCCCGCGCCCCGGCCUACUACAUUCAGCGCGCAAUGGCCCAUUCCCGAGUAAAGCCAGCAGACGGCGGGCCAAACCCUAGCGCUGCACUCCGAGAUGCCGAGAUUGCACUCUCACUGGCCCGCGAGCGCGGUAAGCGCGAGCUCAUACUGUCAGCGCAGAUGCGCCGCGGAGUGGCUCUGUUCCAGCUCGAACGCUACGGAGAUGCUAAGUUCCUCUUCGAGCUUAUUGAAUCGAAGACCGCUAGCGACAAGGGAUCACAAAACAAAUCGGAAGGAGUGAAAGCUGCCAUGUCUGAGGCUGGAUCUACGAACAAGAAGAAUGGAUAUGGAGCCGAACUGCCCAUCUGGAUGGCCAAGGUUCGCCGGAAGCUAGGCGAGCUGGCUGAGGGAAAUGAGAAGGGUCUGGUUUCUGUGACUGAAUAUCCUGCCGAUACUCGUAUCCCGACCGAGAAGGAGCUGAAAGCUGAAUGGGAGAAUCUCAAGUCGGGCAAGGCGGGCGGUGCAGGAGACAAAACAGUGCAAGAGACGGACCAGCAGGCUUCAUCGAGAUCAAAUGUGCCCCUUGAACAAGAUAACGCUGAAACUGGGGCAGUACCAGUGGCCGCAGCCACCCCAGCUGCUCCGCAAAAGGUCCGCCAUGAGUGGUACCAGUCUCAUGACUCUGUUGUGGUGACCCUUUACGUCAAGGGGAUUUCCAAGGACGACGUUGACGUUGACUUGAAGGAUGAUUCGGUGUCACUGCAAUUCCCUCUUCCCUCCGGCUCCGGCUAUGACUUCACCCUCGAUCCCCUCUACGCUACUAUCGACCCACUCACAUCCAAAGUGUCUGUCAUGGGCACCAAAAUCGAACUGGUUCUGCAGAAAAAGACGCCGGGUCAAAAGUGGAGCGCCCUUGAAGGGUCAGGAUCUAACACUACAAAACUUUCCGAUCGUCCUGCUGCACCGCCAGCGCCAGCCAGCUCUGGGCCGGCAUACCCGACCUCUUCACGGCAUGGCGCGAAGGACUGGGACAGAGUUGCAUCGUCGCUGACUGCUAAGAAACCCAAAGACAAGAAGAGUGGAAACCAGGAGGACGGCAGCGAAGACGUCUCUGAUGCGGAAUCCGUGGACUCAGAGUAUGGCGGUGAUGCCGUGGAUGGGUUUUUCAAAAAGCUGUAUGCGGGCGCUGACCCCGAUACGCGCCGAGCUAUGAUGAAGAGCUACGUUGAAAGUCAGGGCACCUCUCUGAGCACGAACUGGUCGGAGGUUGGGAACAAGAAGAUGGAGCCACACCCUCCAAGCUGA